Messenger RNA from Apaloderma vittatum (bar-tailed trogon), 360 nucleotides. It is a transcript of the gene MTERF4, whose product is annotated as mitochondrial transcription termination factor 4. The transcript has a single exon. The annotation marks the transcript as partial. Lineage: Eukaryota; Metazoa; Chordata; Aves; Trogoniformes; Trogonidae. The record is from RefSeq and is a predicted model, not a curated record.
CCACAGUACGCAUACUUCAGGAUGGGGGUCCAGCAGAAGGAGAUGGUGAAGGCCCGGCUUUUUCGAAUGCCCUUUGCCGAGCUCAGAAACCGGCACAUCUUCUUGGAGCGCCGGGGGCUCUAUGAGACCCCACACAAAGGCCAGACCCAAACCAGCAACCCAAAGCUGAAGGACAUCCUUCAGCUUCCAGAGAAAGACUUCCUGGCCAGUCUGGCCCUGUCCACCUCAGAGGAGUACGAGGUCUUCAAGAAGCUGCUGGCUCAAGAAAGGGAGGAAGAAGAGGAGGAGCACAGGGAUGCCCUAUACACAACAGAAUACGAAGACUUGGCCAGUGAAGGAAGUAAUCAAGCCUGGAACUGA